Messenger RNA from Brassica napus (rape), 3909 nucleotides. RefSeq lists its product as uncharacterized. The transcript is spliced from 5 exons. The coding region runs from base 135 to 2675 and encodes 846 amino acids. Lineage: Eukaryota; Viridiplantae; Streptophyta; Magnoliopsida; Brassicales; Brassicaceae. Gene Ontology annotation, molecular function: zinc ion binding. The record is from RefSeq and is a predicted model, not a curated record.
AAGAAAUCGAAUCAAGAACUCAACUUUCCCCGUUCUUCGAAUCGUGAGAGAGAGAGAACGAACAAGUGCAAAAGAAGUGGAUUUUGUGGCUAAAUUCGCAAGAGAAGAGUGAAUCGGUGAAGAAUCAAGUCGAGAUGAGUGUCUCGGUGAAAGUGAAAUGCUUUCACUCUGGUCGGUUUAAAGAUGAAGGUGGAUUGUGUUAUGUAGAUGGAACCGUCGACGAGUUCGAGUUGGAUGCGGAUUCUCUUUUCACGAACUUGGUAAUGAAGAUGUUUGAGAAAAGGAUAGUGAUUGGGAAGUUGUGGUUCAAGCUACCAUUCCAUGAGUUGGAAGAUAGGAAACCUUUAUUUGAAAAUGUCGAAGCCAAUAAGAAGAGAAUGGAAUCUUCAGCGCGUUGGUACAAGGAGCUCGACAUCUAUGUAGAGAGAGAUAGGGUUGUUCUAGCUGAAGAAGGUAGCACGAAUGUUGGAGUUCAAGAAAGGGUUAUGAACGUUGAACCAGAAGAAGAGGGUCUGCAUGAUAGAGCUGAAAAACAGUGUGAGAAGCUCUGUGAAAAGCUGGCUGAAAAGAAUUCUGAGACGGGUUUGAUGUUUGAUGAAGAUGAAGAUGAGGCGUUAGACACUUUGUAUGAUCCUCUUGCAGACGACUCGGAUGAUGAGAAGUGUUCAGAAGAUGCCUUGUCAGAAUCUUCAGAAUCGAAUGAUGAGGCGGAAGUUGUUGAAGAGGAUAUAGUAGACAUCGACAAUGUGAACUAUGAGGAACAGAUACCAGACGAAGAUGAGGUGUACCCUGCUACAGACGAUUCAUCUGGUGAUGAAGAAGAACAAGCUGAGAGAUUAGUGCAAGGGGUUUACCGGAUGGAAUGGGAAAAGACUAAGCUUGGUGCAAAGUGUGGUGAAAAGAAUUGUGGAUGGAGGAUAUAUUGCUCUGUUGAAGAACCUAUCGGCAAAUGGAUGGUUAAGGUAUAUGAAGAUGAGCAUCAAUGUCAUCCUGUGGGGCGGUGCAAGCUUAUCAAGAGCCCUGUUGUUGCUGAUUUGUUUCUUGAAGAUAUAAGGCGAGAUCCAGAGAUGAGUGCACCGGAGAUCAAAGAUGAAAUGAAAAGGAGAUACAACAUUAUCAUCUCGCCUGCUCAGUCACAAGUUGCUAGAAGACUGAUUUUCGAUAAGUUGCAAGCUGAAACUGAUGAACAAUUUGCAAGACUUAGAGACUACGAGCAUGAAAUCAAGAGGACCAACAAAAACACUACUGUGGAGAUCAACACAACUCGUAGAGAAGAUGGAAGUGAAGCAUUUUCACAAAUGUACUUAUGCUUUGCGGCUCUAAAGACUUCAUGGAAGCAACACUGCAGACCAAUAUACCCGAUAGCGUGGGCUGUAGUUUCUUCUGAAAAUAAUGAUAAUUGGGAGUGGUUUAUCCACAAAGUCAAGGUCGACUUGGACUUGGGUGAAGGCGAUGAGAUCACAAUAAUAUCUGAUAUGCACAGAAGUUUGAUCCACGGUGUUGCUACUGAGUUGCCAAAGGCAGAGCAUCGGGCUUGUGCAAGACAUAUCUACGCCAAUCUGAAGAAACUGCACAAGUCAGACACACUGAAGCCAAUGUUUUGGAGGGUCGCAAGCAGCUACAAUGAAGCUGAUUUCAAGCAAAAUUUAGCUGCAUUUAGAGAGUUUGACCCCUUGGCAUGUGAUGAGCUCCUUAAGAGAGACCACCGGACUUGGUGUAGGGCGUUUUUUAGGAUUGGUUGCUGUUGUGCAGACACACACAACAACUUGACAGAGUCCUUUAAUAGGACUCUAAAGGUGGCACGGAAGAAACCUUUUGUCCAGAUGUUAGAGCUGAUAAGGAGAGAUGCAAUGCAAAGGAUUGCCAACCGCUUUGAACUAGCUCGUAAGGAACCUGCAAGGCAUACUAAGAAAGCAAGAAAGGAGGUUGAGAAGUCGUGUGAUGAAGCUCAACACUGUCGUUCUGUCUCUAGCACUGGUGGGAGGUAUGAGGUUGUUGAGGGAACUAAUGGAUACUCGGUGAAAUUGCACAAGAGGACAUGUGCGUGUAGAAAGUGGGAUCUAACUGGGAUUCCAUGUCGUCAUGCUGUGUGUGCGAUCAGGGAGAACACAGGCUUGGUUGAAGACUACAUAUCUGAUUACUACACGACCGAGAAAUGGAGAGAGACUUAUCGAAGAGAUUUGAAGCCGGUCAAUGGACCAAAAUUUUGGGUUGAGUGUGGAGGAGGACGCAUUGUUGGACCACCUUACAAACGUCCUCCAGGAAGACCUAAGGGAAAAGCUAGGAUCAAAGGAGUACAUGAGUCACCCUCAAAAAAGAGGGUUGGUCGCAAAGGAAGGGUACCACACUGUGGUAUUUGCAGUGAGAAAGGUCAUAACUCAAGGACAUGCCCCACUGAGUCUCCGGAGACCAGGGAAAAACGAAGACGGCUAAGUAAGCAAUGUGAAGAAGAUGCUGAAGAAGCAGCUGCAAGGAAUGGUCAAGAUGAAGCAAACGAUGAAGCUCAGGAAACAGCUGAAAUGGAAGCUGAUUUGGCAGCUCAAAUGGAAGAUCAAGUAGAAGUUGAGUUUAUUUCUUCUACUGCACCUCAGCCAAGCCAACCAAGCCAAGGAAACCAAGCACCACAACGAAACCUCAGAAGAAGCAGUCGCUUGGCAGCUUUGCUUUUCGGUUGAAGGGAGGUUUAUCCUUUUUUUGAAAAACAAUUUACAUGUGGUAACAUGUUCUCGGGUACCUUAUUAGGAUUGUUUUACAUGUUUUAACAUGUCCUCGGAAAGCUUCUUUUUUCAUGUUCUAUCAUGUUAACGAUGAUGUAAUGUUUAAACUUCAACUAUGUAUUCCAUUUUGAACUGGUUUAUCUACUUCUAGUUUAUGAUUAUAGUUUGUCAUUCUAAGCUUCUUAUAAAUGUAAAACAUCUCAAUACUAGCCUAAAAUAUCAUCACAUUACACAUUCAUCAUUCAUUACAUAACCAGUUUUUUUUAGAAACAUAAGACUCAUUCAUCACAUAACUAGUCUUUAGAAAGGAAAAGAAACAGAAGACUCAACACUCUUAAUCACUAACAAUACAACACAGUUUCAGAAACUUAUUCUUCCAACCAAGGUUGGGGUUCAAACGUUUCAUCUCAUCUUCACUUCCAUUUGAUUUUGCAGCCUCUUUCUUCUCCAAUUCCAUAGAAAGUUCCAAAUUUCUAUUUCUCAGUUCAUUGAUCACUCUUCUUUUCUCUCUAAUUUCAUCUCUAGCUUCAAUCAACGCUCUUUUUGGCCACCCAGUGACUUCUCCUUCAUCGAACCAUUCAAAGAAUUUGCAGUGUUCAUUGCCCAUUUCCUAUACCCAAAUACAUACAAGAUGUACUCACUCCAAAAAAAAUAGUAACCAAUUGUGAGCAGAAGAAUUGUGUACCUUAUACAGUUCACAACCAAAAAAUUUUCGCCCAGGAUUCUUAUUUGUCCACGCAGUGAAAAUCUUGGCGGGCAACCCACAGUCACACAUUCUUCUGCCUCCAAUAGAUCUGCUCCGCCUAAAACUCGAAGAUUCAGCGUUGUAAGUCAUCGUCUCACACUCUCGGGUCUUCGUCUUCCUCUUGUAACUCAGUAGCCUCUGUUUCUUUUUUUCUUGUUGAGAGAAGGAGAUAAAGGUCUGAGAGACCAGAUUUUAGAUUUAGGUUAAAUCUGGGUCGGGUUUAUGGUUAAUUAAGGGUGGGUCGGGUUUUUUUAAAAACCGGGUAAAUCGGGUUCGGUUUUAUUGUUCCGAAGAGAUUAACCGGGUUCCGACGAGGUUAAGUGGGUUUGUGAUGUUAAACACAUAAUUUUUUGCUAAUCAUCACAUGUCGUUAUGUGCGACAUAUACUUCGUGUAGGUUUCGAUACAUUUGUUUACUCUGGAUGGUUGGCCAUGUGAUGCUGCAUAG